Messenger RNA from Pseudocercospora fijiensis CIRAD86, 1704 nucleotides. RefSeq lists its product as uncharacterized. Gene Ontology annotation, cellular component: SNARE complex; vacuolar membrane. Lineage: Eukaryota; Fungi; Ascomycota; Dothideomycetes; Mycosphaerellales; Mycosphaerellaceae. Gene Ontology annotation, biological process: SNARE complex disassembly; intracellular protein transport. Bases 110 to 988 code for a protein of 292 amino acids. Gene Ontology annotation, molecular function: soluble NSF attachment protein activity; syntaxin binding. The record is from RefSeq and is a predicted model, not a curated record. The transcript has 4 exons.
CUCGAGACACGCAACCAACUUCAGACGAUUUCUAGGCUCCAGCGGCCACAGUAUCCUCAAGCCGCUGGACCCAGACUUGAUCCCCAAAUCUGACGAGCACACCGCGACCAUGGCGCAAGACCCACGCGCGCUCCUGCAGAAGGCAGAUAAGGCUGCUCAGUCUGCGACUGGCGGAUUCUCUCUAUUUGGUGGCCGGACGGAGAAGUGGGAGAAUGCUGUCGAACUGUAUACGCAGGCCGCGAACGCCUUCCGUAUGCAGAAAGCAGGCAAAGAGGCCGGGCAAACAUUUGAGAAGGCAGCACAGAUUCAGUCCUCCAAACUCAGCGAGCCUGAUGACGCCGCGAAUACCUUGACCGAAGCAUACAAAUCUUAUCGAAAAGAUGAGCCCGAGGAGGCAGCGAGAGUACUCGAGCAGGCUAUCCAGCAUUACACUAUCAAAGGUAACUUCAGGAGAGCAGCCACGCACAAGCAGAACCUCGCAGAGCUGUACGAGGUGGAGCUUCAGGACCAGAAACGGGCGAUGGAAGCCUAUGAGACAGCGGCGGGUUGGUACGAGAACGACAACGCUGAGCAACUUGCGAACAAGCUCUAUCUCAAGCUUGCUGAUAUCUCUGCUCUCGAGGGCGAUUAUCUUAAAGCGAUCUCCAACUACGAACGCAUCUCGAAAUCCGCGAUAAACAACAAUCUCAUGAAGUGGUCGGUCAAGGAGUACUUCCUGAAAGCAGGCAUCUGUCACCUCGCCAAUGGCGAUAUGGUGGCUAUGAACAGGGCGCUCGACUCCUACCGAGACCUUGAACCCGGCUUCACCCAGACUCGGGAGCAUCAACUUCUUGUUGAUCUCGUAGAGGCAGUAGAUGAGGGAGACCAAGAGAAAUUUGCGGACAAGCUGUUCCAAUUUGACCAGAUGUCAAAGCUUGAUAAGUGGAAGACGACGCUGCUUCUGCGGGUCAAGGACAACAUCGAGCAGAAAGAGGAUGAUUUCGCGUAGUCGUACGUGUAUGCAGAACCAGUGGCGUCUGGAGUUCAUGCUUGUGGGAGGCAGCGGCAACCAUAGAAGUGGCCACAGCGGAGCAGACCGGAGACCUGUUCAUGGGCAGUUGCCAUGACAGCUGUGGGCGAUCCAACGUUGGCCGGCGGGAUAGCAGCUUUUUCCCGCCACCACGGGCAUCCAUAUCCUUGCUCCUCUAUUCAUUUUCCUUCUCGUCUCGAGUGUUUGCAUCAGCGCCCGAUGCUGCUGGGAUGUCGUGUGGUUGCGUUGACCCAAACAGCGCCUUCCUGAUGCCCCAGGCAAAGCCACCGCUGUCAUAUUUAUUGACCUCUUCCUUGGCCUCCUUGAGGUCACUGAUAAUGGCCUGGCUCAGCACAUUGUCCUUGUUCUCCUCUCCAUGCUGUUCGCGGAAGGUCCCAGCACGCUUUUCGGCAUCUUCUUUGAGCGCUGGCUGGAAGGCCGUGUACGCCGUGAAGACACCACAGAUGCCAGCCAGCAGACCUCCGGCAAGCCCAGCACCGCCCCUCAUGAUGCUUUGAAGUGGGCUCGCAAGUGGUAAAGGGACAUCAACAUCUUCAAUGAUGGCACGGACUUGAGAUGCGGCGAGAUCGGAGGAGAGCAUGCCGGACCCCGGUCAUUCGUCCCGCCGCUUGGUGUUCCUCGACCGUUCAUGAUCACUGAUUCGCGAUACGAUGAAAUGGAGAAGCGCCAAAGUA